This is a messenger RNA of Bipolaris victoriae FI3, 645 nucleotides long. RefSeq lists its product as hypothetical. Gene Ontology annotation, cellular component: cytoplasm. The record is from RefSeq and is a predicted model, not a curated record. The transcript is spliced from 3 exons. Bases 1 to 645 code for a protein of 214 amino acids. Lineage: Eukaryota; Fungi; Ascomycota; Dothideomycetes; Pleosporales; Pleosporaceae. Gene Ontology annotation, molecular function: glutathione transferase activity; glutathione binding.
AUGGUUCUCAAGGUCUAUGGCUCCGCCAUGGCCACUUCCCGUGUUCUCACCACACUCAUCGAAAAAGAGUUGCCGUACGAGUUCAUCAAAGUCGACAUAUCAAAGGGCGAACAAUACCACGAGGAUUAUAAGAAGUUGCAGCCAUUCGGCAAAGUGCCAGUUCUUGAUGAUGAUGGCUUCAUCAUGUAUGAGAGCAGAGCCAUCUGCAAGUAUCUUGAUAAAAAGUACCCGUCCGGCAAGAAAUUGAUUCCUGAGAGCGACGCUGCAGCUUAUGGCCGCUUCGAACAGGCCUGUUCAAUGGAGCAAAGCUACUUCGCUACAGCGGCUGAGACUGUUGGAAUCGAGCUUUUCAUCAAACCGAUGAAAGGGCUAGGCGAGCCAGAUAUGGUGCGGGUCGCGCAGGCGGAGGCAGACUUCGAUAAGGUCCUAAGUGUAUAUGAAGAGAUACUGGCGAAACAGAAGUACCUUGCUGGGGAUAAGUUCACUCUGGCCGACUUGUUCCAUCUGCCGAAUGGCGCAGCUAUGAAAGCUGGGAAAUGGAACGAGAUAUUUUCGAAGCACCCUAACGUAGACAGAUGGUUCAAGGGUUUGCAGGCCAGGGAAUCUUGGGUGAAAGCUUCUGCACAGGCGGGAGCAAUCCCCUGA